Messenger RNA from Microthlaspi erraticum, 939 nucleotides. Lineage: Eukaryota; Viridiplantae; Streptophyta; Magnoliopsida; Brassicales; Brassicaceae. The record is from the annotation of a GenBank genome assembly.
AUGGGGAUCAAGCCCAUCCUCUCCCACACAAGAGAUGGAAGGAGGAUCAGGGGAGACAAAUCCGACACAGGGAACCUCAUGCACUUCCUUGAUCAACUCCUCACCUACAAGAUCACAGCCUAUAGCACUCGAUUUCAACAAGGGAGGAAGCUGAGCGUUGGAGGGCUCAUCACGCUGAUUCUUUGCGCAAAUGGCGUAAAUCCAGACUCCAAGAACGCCACUCCACCUGGUUGGAUGGUCAUCAAGUUCUGCAAAACCAACACUCUCAUCGAUCACAAGGAGAUGAAUGGGAAGUAUCAAUUCAUCUUCAAACAUCCCACAGCUGGUGCUUCCAAGAUCCUCCUGCCCAACCCUGAGCUCACAACAGUUAGAGGAGGUAAAAACAUUGACUUUUUCCCUCCACCUCACACCUUAGUUGGGCAUGAGGAUGAGAUGCGAGAAGAGGAGCCUGAACUCGAUCGAGCUGAGGAUCGAGUGCUUGUCAAUGAGGAGUUAGGAGAGCCAGAUUGCUAUUAUUUUGAGGAGUAUGAAGCUCCAAGGAUGAACCCCUCUGUUGUGGCUGCUCACAAGAGGAUUGGACUUCUCCAAAAGUUCAACAAGUGGCAACGGAAAGCCAUGAAGAAGAUGCAAAAUUCCAUGGAUAAGAUGGUGAGUAAAUCUAGAGUUUGGAGAAGAAAGUCACUGGUUCUUCAUCUAAGAAGAACAAGGCACCUCUCACCUCUCCCUUCCCUAGGAGCCGAUCCCUUCUCACCACACCAAGAAGACUCCCAGCCCAAGACCCUCCCAGAGCCUCAUCAUAUGAGCCAAGAGAAGCAGGAGGCAGCAAACAUAAGAGAAGCAAGAGUUCAAGAGCUCGACGCUCCAACUCGACCAGUGGACUCGAUCGAGUCCAAACAGAGGGAACUCAACUCGGUCGAGCUGAUGGUCGAGUUGACCUAG